CACGCGCUGGAUCUCCAGCUGGCAGUGGCCAAUAUCCUGCAAUCUCUGGUACACACAGAGAGAAACCAGCAAGUCAUGUGUGAAGCUGGGCUCCAUGCACGGCUUCUACAAAGAUGCAGCGCUGCUCUGGCUGAUGAGGAUCACUCGCUCCAUCCGCCACUCCAAAGGAUGUUUGAAAGGCUGGCCUCCCAGGCACUGCAGCCCAUGGUGCUGAGGGAAUUUUUACGCUUGGGAAAUCCUUUGAAUUGCGGAGCUUGGGACAAAAAGCUGUUGAAACAGUACCGGGUGCACAAACCCAGCUCGCUGAGUUUUGAACCGGAAAUGAGAAAUAGCAUGGUUACCUCAAUGGACGGUCUGGGUUCUGACAGCGUCUUCGGUUUGCAUGAAGACAGUCACUAUCGGAUAAGCAAGAGCCUGCUCAAGCCAGCAGAAGGGAGCACAGUACCCCUGACGAGAGUGAAGUGUUUGGUCUCCAUGACAACCCCACAUGAUAUCAGGCUUCACGGAUCAUCAGUUACACCAGCAUUCAUUGAGUUUGACACGUCUCUUGAAGGGUUUGGCUGCCUGUUCUUGCCAAGCUUGGCUCCCCAUAACGCACCUACAAAUAAUGCUGUUACAACAGGACUUAUUGACGGUGCGGUUGUCAGUGGAAUUGGAACGGGUGAAAGAUUUUUCCCACCACCAUCUGGUUUAAGCUACUCAACUUGGUUUUGUAUUGAACAUUUUAAUACACCUCCUAAUAACCAUCCAGUGAGACUUCUUACUGUAGUGCGGCGUGCAAACUCCUCGGAGCAGCACUAUGUAUGCCUUGCCAUUGUCCUCUCGGCAAAAGACCGGUCACUGAUUGUUUCAACUAAAGAAGAAUUGCUUCAAAAUUAUGGUGGAGUUAUAGGAGGUGCUGUGAAGAUCAAAGUGAAGCUUCUGAGGCCAGUGAACUUGGUAGAAAGUGCUAAUGAAAUGAGUGUUCCCUCUGUGCAGGUGGCUGUUGAGCCAAUGGAGCUGCAGGUGAGGCUCCCUAACCCCACAGCAGCUGCUGCUCUUGUUAGACAAAUAACGUUUCUUCUGGUGCUCUUUCACUUCAGUGAGGAAUCGUCAUUUUAUGAAAUUCUUCCUUGUUGUGCCCGUUUUCGCUGUGGUGACCUCAUUGUGGAAGGCCAGUGGCAUCACUUAGUUCUGGUCAUGAGUAAAGGCAUGCUCAAGAACAGCACAGCUGCACUCUACCUUGAUGGACAGCUUGUUAAUACUGUUAAGCUUCACUACAUUCACAGCAGCCCUAGUGGGUCUGGCUCUGCCAAUCCACCUGUAGUCAGCACUGUCUAUGCCUAUAUUGGCACACCACCUGCACAGCGCCAGCUCUCUUCGUUAGUGUGGCGUUUGGGCCCUACACAUUUCCUGGAGGAAGUUUUGCCUGCCCCAGGUGUUAGCACCAUUUAUGAGCUGGGACCAAAUUAUGUCGGAAGCUUUCAAGCAGUAUACGUACCAUGUAAAGAUUCAAAGUCUGAAGGAAUCAACCCAUCUCCAGUAUCUUUGGUACCAGAAGAGAAGGUCUCUUUCGGUCUUUAUGCGCUCUCAGUUUCUUCAUUUACAGUGGCAAAAAUAAGGAAAGUUUACAACAAGUUGGAUAGCAAAGCUAUUGCCAAACAGCUGGCAAUUUCUUCUCAUGAAAAUGCCACACCUGUGAAGCUGCUACAUAACUCAGCAGGGCAUUUGAAUGGACCAGCGCGCUCCAUUGGUGCAGCGUUAAUAGGAUAUUUGGGAGUAAGAACAUUUGUCCCCAAGCCUGUUGCCACUACGCUGCAGUACAUUGGUGGAGCUGCUGCUAUUUUGGGACUUGUAGCCAUGGCAUCAGAUGUAGAAGGGUUGUAUGCAGCUGUGAAGGCCUUGGUCUGUGUAGUAAAGAGCAAUCCCCUAGCCAGCAAAGAAAUGGAAAGAAUCAGAGGUUAUCAGUUGCUGGCAAUGCUGUUGAAGAAGAAGCGGUCCCUUCUGAACAGCCACAUACUCCAUCUAACCUUUUCCUUGGUGGGAACUGUCGAUAGCGGGCACGAGACCUCCAUUAUUCCAAAUUCUGCUGCCUUCCAGGAUCUACUCUGUGAUUUUGAAGUCUGGCUUCACGCACCCUAUGAGCUUCAUCUGUCAUUAUUUGAGCACUUCAUAGAACUUCUCACCGAGUCCAGCGAAGCGGCAAAGAACGCUAAAUUAAUGAGGGAAUUCCAACUCAUCCCAAGACUGCUCUUGACUCUUCGAGAUAUGUCUCUGUCCCAGCCUACUAUUGCUGCAAUUAGUAAUGUGCUGAGCUUUCUCCUUCAAGGUUUCCCUAGCAGCUAUGACUUGCUCAGGUUUGGACAGUUCAUCUCUUCCACUUUACCUACAUUUGCAGUCUGUGAGAAGUUUGUGGUCAUGGAAAUAAACAAUGAAGAAAAGCUUGAUAGUGGAACAGAAGAUGAUUUUGGAGGACUUGUUUCAGCUAAUCUUAUUCUACUGCGGAACAGGCUUUUAGAUAUCCUUCUGAAACUCCUGUAUACAUCCAAAGAAAAGACAACUCUUAAUUUGCAAGCUUGUGAAGAACUGGUCAAGACACUGGGUUUUGACUGGAUUAUGAUGUUUAUGGAAGAACACCUGCAUUCCACCACGGUCACAGCAGCUAUGCGAAUUCUUGUGGUGCUGUUGAGUAAUCAGUCCAUCCUUAUCAAAUUCAAGGAGGGUCUCAGUGGUGGAGGCUGGCUGGAUCAGACAGAUUCUGUCUUGACCAAUAAGAUCGGUACUGUGCUAGGGUUCAAUGUCGGCAGGAGUGCUGGUGGCAGGUCAACAGUCCGGGAGAUUAACCGGGAUGCUUGUCACUUCCCAGGCUUUCCUGUUCUGCAGUCACUUCUCCCAAAGCACACUAAUGUACCUGCACUCUAUUUCCUCCUCAUGGCCCUUUUCCUGCAGCAGCCAGUCACUGAACUGCCCGAAAACCUGCAGGUCAGUGCGCCUGUCACCAGCAGCCGAUGUAAUCAGGGCUGCCAGUUUGAUUUAGACUCUAUUUGGACAUUCAUAUUUGGAGUUCCUGCCUCCAGUGGCACUGUUACCUCUUCAAUACACAGUGUUUGCACAGAAGCUGCCUUCUUGUUACUGGGAAUGCUGAGGAGCAUGCUGAAUUCCCCUUGGCAGUCAGAGGAAGAAGGCUCUUGGCUUCGAGAAUAUCCAGUCACCUUGAUGCAGUUCUUCCGAUAUUUGUAUCACAAUGUGCCGGACCUCAUUUCCUUGUGGAUGAGUCCAGAGUUCCUGUGUGCGCUGGCCGCGACAGUGUUUCCUUUCAACAUCCGACCUUACUCUGAGAUGGUCACUGAUCUUGAUGAUGAAGUUGGGUCCCCAGCUGAAGAGUUUAAAGCUUUUGCAGCUGAUUCUGGCAUGAACAGAAGCCAGUCAGAAUACUGCAAUGUUGGCACCAAGACAUACCUAACCAACCAUCCUGCCAAGAAGUUUGUGUUUGACUUCAUGCGUGUGCUCAUAAUUGAUAACUUAUGUCUCACACCAGCCAGCAAACAGACUCCACUGGUUGAUCUUCUGCUAGAGGCUUCCCCUGAAAGAUCAACACGAACACAGCAGAAGGAGUUUCAGACAUAUGUUUUGGAUGGAGUGAUGGACCACUUACUUGCAGCUGAUGUUUUAUUGGGUGAAGAUGCAUCUCUGCCUAUAACGAGUGGAGGAAGCUACCAAGUGCUGGUGAACAACGUGUUUUAUUUCACACAGCGUGUGGUAGAUAAGCUUUGGCAGGGCAUGUUCAACAAAGAAUCCAAACUUCUUGUGGACUUCAUAAUUCAGCUCAUUGCACAGUCAAAAAGAAGAUCUCAGGGACUAUCGCUGGAUGCUAUUUAUCACUGCUUGAACAGGACCAUUUUGUAUCAGUUCUCAAGGGCACACAAAACUGUUCCUCAGCAAGUGGCUCUCCUUGAUUCCCUAAGGGUUCUUACUGUGAACAGAAACUUAAUUUUGGGACCUGGAAAUCAUGAUCAGGAGUUCAUCAGCUGCCUAGCUCACUGCUUGAUUAAUCUGCAUGUGGGAAGCAACGUGGAUGGGUUUGGAUUGGAAGCAGAAGCCAGGAUGACAACUUGGCACAUCAUGAUCCCCUCUGAUAUAGAACCAGAUGGAGUCUACAAUCAAGAUGUCAGCGAAGGUCGCCAGCUGCUUUUAAAAGCCAUAAACAGAGUGUGGACAGAGCUGAUCCAUAGUAAAAAACAGGUUUUGGAAGAAGCUUUUAAAGUGACACUACCGGUCAAUGAUCGUGGCCAAGUGGAUAUCACUGUUGCAAGACCUUUUAUUGAGGAAGCAAGUUUAAAGUGUUGGCAAAAUCAUUUGGCUCAUGAGAAGAAAUGCAUCAGUAGAGGGGAGGCUUUGGUUCCAACCACACAGUCCAAACUUUCACGAGUUAGCAGUGGGUUCGGCCUCUCUAAACUAACUGGUUCCAGGAGAAACCGCAAGGAGAGUGGGCUUCAUAAACACAACCUCUCUACACAGGAAAUCUCCCAGUGGAUGUUUACUCACAUUGCAGUGGUUCGGGACCUGGUUGAUAUGCAGUAUAAGGAAUAUCAGGAGCGUCAGCAGAAUGCAUUAAAAUACGUGACAGAAGAGUGGUCUCAAAUUGAAUACGAGUUACUACGAGAGCGAGGUUUGUGGGGUCCCCCCAUUGGCUCCCAUCUUGACAAGUGGAUGUUGGAGAUGACUGAGGGUCCCUGCAGAAUGAGGAAGAAGAUGGUGCGAAAUGACAUGUUUUAUACUCAGUAUCCCUACAUGCCUGAAGCUGAGCAAGAAACAAACUUGCUGUCUGACUUCUCAAGUAGACUUCCUGAGACAUCUGAUGAUACCGUUCCUCAAAAGAAACCUGCUCGUUACCGAAGAGCUAUAAGUUACGACAGUAAGGAGUACUACAUGCGCCUGGCUUCUGGAAACCCUGCAGUCUUUCAGGAUGCUAUAGAAGAGAAUACAGUGGGUGAAACAACUCAGCAGGAGCCAGAACAUGGGGAGGACACUAUUGCAAGAGUCAAAGGCCUGGUGAAGCCUCCCCUGAAACGGUCUCGCUCUGCUCCUGACGGAGGAGAUGAUGAGAACCAGGACCAAUCACAGGAUCAAAUUGUUGAGGGGAGUUCAAUUGAUGAAGAGGAGAAGACUGACAAUACGACUUUGCUUCGACUUCUGGAAGAAGGAGAGAAGAUUCAGCAUAUGUACCGCUGUGCUCGGGUUCAGGGCCUUGACACCAGCGAAGGGCUGCUUCUCUUUGGGAAAGAGCACUUCUAUGUCAUUGACGGAUUUACAAUGACAGUCACCAGAGAAAUACGGGACAUUGAGACACUGCCUCCAAAGAUGCAUGAGCCAAUCAUACCUAGGGGAGCAAGGCAAGGUCCAAGUCAACUCAAAAGAACAUGCAGCAUUUUUGCAUAUGAAGAUAUCAAGGAAGUACAUAAAAGGAGAUACCUUUUGCAGCCAAUUGCAAUUGAAGUUUUCUCAGGAGACGGACGGAACUAUCUUCUAGCUUUCCAAAAAGGGGUUAGAAACAAAGUUUAUCAAAGGUUUUUGGCUGUGGUGCCAUCUCUAACUGACAGUUCGGAGUCAGUGUCUGGGCAAAGACCAAACACCAGUGUAGAGCAAGGGUCUGGCCUGCUUAGCACUUUAGUGGGAGAAAAAUCUGUUACUCAAAGAUGGGAAAGAGGAGAGAUCAGUAACUUCCAGUACCUGAUGCACUUAAACACUCUGGCGGGCAGAUCCUAUAAUGAUCUCAUGCAGUACCCUGUCUUUCCUUGGAUCCUCGCAGACUAUGAUUCAGAGGAACUGGAUCUUAUGAAUCCCAAGACAUUCAGAAACCUGGCCAAGCCCAUGGGAGCUCAAACAGAAGACAGGUUAGCCCAGUACAAGAAGCGAUACAAAGAUUGGGAAGAUCCCAAUGGGGAAACUCCAGCUUACCACUAUGGGACUCACUAUUCAUCAGCCAUGAUAGUGGCUUCCUAUCUUGUCCGGAUGGAGCCUUUUACUCAGAUUUUCUUACGGUUACAGGGUGGUCACUUCGACCUGGCUGACCGAAUGUUUCACAGUGUACGGGAGGCUUGGUAUUCAGCAUCGAAGCACAACAUGGCAGACGUGAAGGAGCUCAUCCCAGAGUUCUUCUACCUCCCCGAGUUCCUGCUCAAUUCCAACAAUUUUGACCUCGGUUGCAAACAAAAUGGCACUAAACUUGGUGAUGUAAUACUCCCCCCAUGGGCUAAAGGAGAUCCUCGUGAAUUUAUCAGAGUUCAUCGUGAGGCUCUGGAAUGUGACUUUGUGAGUGCCCAUCUGCAUGAGUGGAUUGACUUGAUCUUUGGCUAUAAACAGCAAGGUCCUGCUGCAGUAGAAGCUGUCAAUGUCUUUCACCAUCUCUUCUAUGAGGGGCAAGUGGACAUAUACAACAUCAACGAUCCAUUAAAAGAGACAGCAACCAUAGGAUUCAUUAAUAACUUUGGACAGAUACCAAAGCAGCUCUUUAAAAAACCACACCCACCAAAGCGUGUUAGAAGUAGACUGAACGGUGAGACCGUGGGAACCUCUGUGCCCCCUGGUUCCACAUGUGACAAGAUUUUUUUCCAUCAUUUGGACAACUUACGGCCAUCUCUUGCCCCAGUUAAAG
Molecule: messenger RNA, 6634 nt
Organism: Eurypyga helias (sunbittern)
Lineage: Eukaryota; Metazoa; Chordata; Aves; Eurypygiformes; Eurypygidae
Gene: WDFY3
Product: WD repeat and FYVE domain containing 3
Exons: 46
Source: RefSeq, a predicted model, not a curated record